UAAAACAUGUAAACAUUACGGCAUUAAGCCUUCCAAUAAUUUAUAUUUUCCUAAUAUUAAGUGAAAUAACUAUUGCUAAGCAAAAAGUUUACUGAUUUGUAAUAAAAGUACAUUAAUAAUCAUAUACCUAUCAUGGAAAACAAUAUGAUUUGUCGAUUAUGUUUGUACAAUAAUGAGGACAUCCUAUCCAUAUUCGGUGACCGAUUACGCGAGGCGAAGAUACACGAGAAAUUGCAACAAUAUUUGAAUUUAGAUAUAAAAGAGGACGAUCCUCUGCCAAAGAUUAUCUGUCUGAAGUGCUUCGAAACGGUGGAAAAUUUUCACGUAUUCUACCAGGAGGUGGCACAGAAUCAGACCGUCUUCGCGUACAGCUCCCAACCGGGUAUGAUAGUGAUAAGUGAUCAGAACUCCCACACGACCUACAUCCUGAGAGAGGAACAAACCGUGGGACAGUCCUGUAUCGAGAUCGGGGACGUGAACUCAAUCAAGAUAGAAAGUAUCGAUGCGCAAGCGCUUCAGUACAGGGCUUCGGAUUGUGGGAAAGGCAUUGCACAGAAAGUAACACUGGUUCAACUUCCGGAUGAGGUGACGACUGCGGUACUCAGCACCACAGGUGAUUCAGAGGGUGGCGUUAUCUUUCCGGGCCCCAGUGGGGAGAGUUCUGUUAAUGUUAUUGCCUCUGGGUUGCCUACAUACGACGAGUCACAACAAGAUAAGGUCAGGCAGGUUAUUACGGUAAUGAAGGAAGAACUGGGGAAUGCAGAAAACAGCUCUCAAGAUAUUCAACAAAGCGUUAAUCUGUCAUCUGCUGGUCAAAUGCAGAGUUUCAACUUAAUACAAGAUGCGGACUUACAUUCUGAGGACGAUCAAGGUGAAGAAGACGACGAUGAGGACGAUGAGGAUGAGGCGGAAGAGAAUGAAACAGAGCAACAGAAAGAUUGCGAAGAUGGGGUUCCGGACAAGAUUGAUAAUCACAUACCCGCCGAUUAUAAAGCAUUCCCGAAAAAGUUGAUAAACGAAAAUAGGCUUGUCAUCCGUGGUAAGGACUUGUCUGCCCUAAUGGCUCAGUUCUAUGAGUUGAGUUGCGAGCUUUGUGGGGAGGCCAAGAAAGGAACGACGGACAAAUUUUCGGAUAUGGAUUCAUAUUUAGCACACUGCAAGCAAGUCCACAAUACAAAAGGAUACGUGUGGUGUUGUAGUCAGAAGAUACUGAGGCCAAGGUUGAUGGCGAUGCACAUGGCAAGACAUUUGCAACCGGAAGCAUUCAAAUGUCCUGAGUGUGGUAAAUUAAUGACCAGUCCUAAGAUUCUACAGUACCACAUUCAAAACCACCGUCCAGAGGAGGAGCGGCCCCUUAAGUGUAACAUCUGUCCGCGUCGGUUUAGUUACGGUAGCGCUCUGAUGUCGCACAGUCAAUCUCAUUUACCCGAAGAGGAAAGAACGCGACACGUGUGUGAUGAGUGUGGUAAAAGCUACAGCACUGCCAAGAAACUUACCGAUCAUGUCCAAUCCAGUCACUGCCGACAAGAACAAUUCGCUUACGUUUGCCAUAUUUGCGCGAAACAGUUCAGUUCGAAGAGCAAUCUGAGUUACCAUUUAACCACCCACCAGCCUAAGAUUCAUCAGGUUCAAUGCGGGGAGUGUAAGAAAUGGUUGAAAAACAAACUGUGCCUUCGGAAGCAUAUGGUGCAACAUUCCAUGGUGAGACACAAGUGCAAUAUGUGUGACUAUUCGGCCGUUAAUAUGCAGUGUUUGAGGAACCACAUGCGGGUGCAGCAUACCGAUCUCAAACCAUUCUCCUGUGAUGUCUGUGGGAAGUCAUUUAAGCUGAAAAAUACUCUACUGAACCAUCAGGUCCAGCACACGGGUGUGAAGAAGUUCACCUGUGAAUUUUGCUUGAGAACUUUCGCUUCCAGCGGAAAUUACUAUGCUCACAGAAAACGGAUGCAUCCUCAACAAUUAGCCGUGCAGAAAAUGCGUAAAGAAGAGGAAGAGAAUGAAUUCCGCAAGAACAGGCUGUUGGGGGAGUCGAAAUGCUAAGGUACCUUCCACACAACUUAUUUGUACUACUCUAUUAGCCAACGACUAAGUCUGCGCUACUCAUAGUUUGUGGGUCAAUAGCUUAAAAUAUAGGUUAAAAAAAUAAGGAUCAGUUCGCAGCUCGAAGUUAAUUUAUUCCAACUCAUUUUACUACAAUUUGGCGCACAUGAUUUAUAAGUGUUUCAUUUGUUUGGAACAAAUAACGGGAACAGCAGUUGUUCCUGUCUAAAUACG
Messenger RNA from Toxorhynchites rutilus septentrionalis, 2274 nucleotides. RefSeq names its product transcription factor grauzone-like. Lineage: Eukaryota; Metazoa; Arthropoda; Insecta; Diptera; Culicidae. Gene Ontology annotation, cellular component: nucleus. The transcript has 5 exons. The record is from RefSeq and is a predicted model, not a curated record. Bases 133 to 2040 code for a protein of 635 amino acids. Gene Ontology annotation, biological process: regulation of DNA-templated transcription. Gene Ontology annotation, molecular function: RNA polymerase II cis-regulatory region sequence-specific DNA binding; zinc ion binding; DNA-binding transcription factor activity, RNA polymerase II-specific.